AGGUUCUAGUUAUGUGAUUACCCAGUUCCCAACGUCUACGGAUAAAAACACGACCACGUCAGCUCUUCUUUCUCUGCACGCAUAACAGCCUCACUAACAUCUAUUCUGAAUACUACUGUCCGUAAUAUACCUAACCAAUUUUCCUGCGCCAUCAGGCCAAUCUUCCCGCUGAUUUUUUUCUCUUGGUUCAUGGCCGUUAAGUUGCAUCAUCAGAGCUUCGCGUCAUCAAGCUCUACAAAUCCAUGGCUUUCGCGAAAACCAAAGAGAGCUAUCUUUUUCUGCAAAAAAGUAGCUGACUUGGAGCACCUAUGGAGUAAUUCAAGGAGGAGAUGCUUCAUGAGGCAUGCUAUGUUAGAAAAUGACAAUCAGAGCUUUAGACACCAGUUGGGACAGCUUAGGAUACUACGUCCAACCUUUCCUAAAUCCAGGAGGAUGGGCAACCUCUUUCCCCUUGCUUCUGCUGAUGAUGGGGUAACUGUCAAUGGUAGUCCCCAAGCAAGCACCAGUAGUGAUUUUGAGGAAAUGAGGGUCAAACUAAAUCAAUCAUUGCAGGGCGAAGAUUAUAAUGGACUGGUGCAAUCUUUACAUGAUGCAGCCAGGGUUUUUGAGUUGGCAAUUAAAGAAGAGAGCUUGCUAUCAAAAAUAUCCUGGCUCUCGACAGCCUGGCUUGGUGUAGACCAAAAUGCAUGGUUGAAGGCACUAUCUUAUCAGGCUUCAGUAUAUUCAUUAUUGCAAGCAGCAACUGAGAUUUCAUCUCGAGGUGAUGGAAGAGACAGGGAUAUAAAUGUUUUUGUCCAAAGAAGUUUAUUAUGCAUUUCUGCUCCACUGGAGAGUAUAAUCAGGGAUCAAUUGUCUGCCAAGCAACCUGAAAUUAAUGAAUGGUUUUGGUCUGAGCAAGUUCAGCUGGCUGUAAGAAGUUUUGUUAAUUAUUUUGAAAGGGACCCACGCUUCACUGCUGCUACUUCAGUGAGUAUCAAAGGAAUGUCAUUGGGUUCAGGCAAUGCGAGUGACAUAUCGCUUCUCAUGCUUGCGCUGACUUGCAUUGAAGCAAUCAUGAAUCUUGGCCAAGCAAAAAUUUCUUGCUCACAGUUCUUCUCCAUGAUUCCAGAUAUAACUGGUAGAUUGAUGGACAUGCUGGUUGAUUUCAUUCCUAUACACCAAGCUUAUCAUUCUAUUAAGGAUAUUGGUCUACAGAGAGAAUUUCUUGUCCAUUUUGGUCCUAGAGCAGCAGCAUGUAGAGUAAAAAAUGCUCGGGGAACAGAAGAGGUUGUUUUCUGGGUGGAUCUUAUACAGAAGCAGUUGCAGCGAGCUAUAGACAGAGAGCGAAUAUGGUCAAAACUCACAACAUCUGAAAGUAUUGAGGUAUUGGAGAGGGAUUUAGCUAUAUUUGGAUUUUUCAUUGCUUUAGGCAGAAGUACACAGUCCUUUUUAUCUGCAAAUGGUUAUGAUGUUAUAGAUGAUCCUAUUGAAGGCUUCAUAAGGUACCUCAUAGGUGGUAGUGUUUUAUGCUAUCCUCAGCUUUCAUCAAUUAGUUCUUAUCAAUUGUAUGUGGAGGUAGUCUGUGAAGAGCUGGACUGGAUUCCUUUCUAUCCAGGCAAUAUUGGCAACCUAAAACAGGCCCAUGGCCAUAAAAGUAAAAAAGAUCCUCCAAAUGCUGAGGCUAUUCCUCAAGUAAUAGAUGUUUGCUCUUAUUGGAUGCAGAGCUUUAUUAAAUAUAGUAAAUGGUUGGAGAAUCCUUCUAAUGUUAAGGCAGCAAGGUUUCUUUCUAAAGGGCACAAGCAGUUAAUAGAGUGCAUGGAAGAACUGGGCAUACCAAAGAAUAAAAUGAUGGAGAUCAGGAAUAAAAAUUUGGUUGAGAGGACUGAUUCUGGAACUUAUUCACCAAUUGAGAAAGAGCCAGAUUCUUUUGACAAGGCAUUGGAGAGUGUUGACGAAGCUCUGAUAAGGCUAGAAAAGUUACUUCAAGAGCAGCAUGUAUCAAACUCUAAUUCUGGAAAGGAGCAUUUAAAAGCUGCUUGUUCUGACCUUGAGAGAAUAAGAAAACUUAAGAAAGAGGCUGAAUUUCUGGAGGCUUCUUUCAGAGCGAAAGCAGCUUCACUUCAUCAGGGAGGUGAUGAUGGGCAUUCCCAGUCUUCUAUUAGUGAGCAGGGACCGUAUUUGAAAGGAAAAAACAGAAAAAGUGCUAAUGUGAUGCUGGACAGGACUAACAGAGGUGCCGGUAAUCCUCGUGGAUUGUGGAGCUUCUUGUUGAGUCGUUCAACUAGGAAGCCUGAUCCUGGGUCAUCUUCUAUGGACAGAGCUGAAAGUGAACCUUUUGAGCAAACUACUGCAAGUGUGAGUGUUGCUGAAUCAGAAUCAAAUGAAAUUCAACGUUUUGAACUUCUAAGGAAAGAACUCAUAGAACUUGAAAAAAGAGUUCAAAGGAGUACUGAUCAAUCAGAAAAUGAGGAGGACGUUAAGGUUACAGUUGAUAAUGCUACCCAUCGUGAUGAAGAUGGAGUCACUCAAUUGGUCCAGGUUCAGAAGAAAGAAAAUAUCAUUGAAAAAUCAUUUGACAAGCUAAAAGAAACUAGCACGGAUGUUUGGCAAGGCACUCAGCUUCUAGCUAUUGAUGUUGCUGCUGCUACAGGAUUGAUCAGAAGGGUCUUAAUAGGAGAUGAAUUGACAGAGAAGGAAAAGAAAGCUCUCCAGAGAACUUUAACUGAUUUAGCAUCCGUAGUUCCUAUUGGUGUUCUCAUGCUCCUCCCUGUUACAGCAGUUGGACAUGCAGCCAUAUUGGCUGCUAUUCAGAGAUAUAUGCCAGCUCUGAUACCCUCUACAUAUGGACCAGAAAGGUUGGAUCUCUUGAGGCAGCUUGAGAAAAUGAAGGAAAUGGAAACCAGUGAACUAAACACCGAAGAAAAUGUGGAUGAAUUAGCAUGAGUAUAAGUUGUGCAGACAAUGUACAGCCCUCAAAAUUGAGGAAAAAAAAUCUUCAGUAUAAGGCGAGCAUAGAGAAGUUCAUUCCAUGUAUCUGGCACUCCUGGUAAGCACCAAUGGCUGCAGUCUUGAAAGGCAGAAUCGCCAAUGCCAGGCUCCCGAUUGUUUGCAGGGUGGCCAUCUUUCCUAAACCCUGUCAGAUAUGUGAUGUUUAGGAGCUGGACAUUUCUAUUCUCGUAUUCCAUCUGUUUGACUACCUCAGAAAUGAAUACAUUAUUCAAUGGCUCAGCUUCCAAUUUGGUGUCGUUUGUUUC
Molecule: messenger RNA, 3233 nt
Organism: Vitis riparia (riverbank grape)
Lineage: Eukaryota; Viridiplantae; Streptophyta; Magnoliopsida; Vitales; Vitaceae
Exons: 19
Coding region: 190-2922 (910 amino acids)
Biological process (GO): intracellular monoatomic cation homeostasis
Cellular component (GO): mitochondrial inner membrane
Source: RefSeq, a predicted model, not a curated record